Mugil cephalus (flathead mullet) is the source of this 3456-nucleotide messenger RNA. It is a transcript of the gene mfn1b, whose product is annotated as mitofusin 1b. The record is from RefSeq and is a predicted model, not a curated record. The coding region runs from base 176 to 2452 and encodes 758 amino acids. Lineage: Eukaryota; Metazoa; Chordata; Actinopteri; Mugiliformes; Mugilidae. Gene Ontology annotation, biological process: mitochondrion localization; mitochondrial fusion. Gene Ontology annotation, cellular component: mitochondrial outer membrane. The transcript is spliced from 18 exons. Gene Ontology annotation, molecular function: GTPase activity; GTP binding.
UCCUGUCAUUAACUUGACCAUUACGGUGCCAUUACGGGAUACAAACAGAAGGUUAGCCUGGUGUCACCGAGCAGACUUCCAGAGAGGAAAGGGAUCAUCUGUGCAGCCUUCGGAGCGAUAGAGUCCGUGUUAUGAGAAGGCGACACUGUUUGCCUCGGCACCGUGAUUGAACACCAUGGCUGCAGCCCCUACCCUCAUACGGACAGAUUCAUCCCGGGGGGAGUUCUCCCCUCUCAAACACUUUGUUGUGGCCAAGAAGAAGAUCAGCGAUGUGUUUGAACAACUGCUCAACUACGUCAACGAGACCUCGGAGUUUGUAGAAGAAAUCAGUGGCAACAAGGCUUUGGAGAACCUUGCCAGCCAGGAUCAAAAGCUGGAGAUUCAGGCCUACGCUGAAAAACUCGAUGUCAUUAAGAAGGUGCUCGCUCGCAGGCAGAUGAAAGUGGCAUUUUUUGGCAGGACGAGUAAUGGUAAAAGCACCGUGAUCAAUGCCAUGCUGAGGGAUCGUGUGCUACCCAGUGGUAUUGGCCACACCACCAACUGCUUCCUGAGUGUGGAGGGCACAGAUGAGGACAAGGCCUGCCUCAAGACAGAGGGCUCUGAUGAGGAGAAGAGCAUUAAGACUGUUAACCAGCUGGCUCAUGCCCUCCACAUGGAUGAAAGCCUGGACGCUGGCUGUCUCGUCCGUGUGCUCUGGCCAAAGACAAAGUGUGCUCUGCUCCGAGAUGAUCUGGUACUUGUAGACAGCCCCGGGACAGAUGUCACGACACAACUGGACAGCUGGAUAGACAAGUUUUGUCUGGAUGCUGAUGUCUUCGUGCUGGUGGCAAACUCUGAGUCCACUCUCAUGAACACGGAAAAACACUUUUUCCAUAAAGUGAAUGAACGUCUGUCAAAGCCAAACAUUUUCAUCCUCAAUAACCGCUGGGAUGCUUCAGCAAACGAACCAGAGUACAUGGAGGAUGUGAGAAAGCAGCACACAGACCGCUGUGUGAACUUCCUCGUGGAGGAGCUGAAAGUUUUGGACCGUGAGCAGGCACCCAAACACAUUUUCUUCGUCUCUGCAAAAGAGGUGCUCAACUCCCGCAUGCAGCGUGCACAGGGCAUGCCUGAAACGGGUGGUGCUCUUGCCGAGGGCUUCCAGGAGAGACUGAAGGAGUUCCAGAGCUUUGAAAGGAGGUUUGAGGAGUGUAUCUCGCAAUCAGCAGUGAAAACAAAGUUUGAGCAGCACACUAUCAGGGCCAAGCAGAUCACAGAAAAAGUCAAGAGCAUCAUGGAUGACAUCAACAUCGAGGCGGCGGAGAAGAGAGUGGCAGCACUGGAGGACAGAGAGUACCAGAUGGACCGACUGGAGUUUGUCAAGAAUCAACUCAACCUUUUGAUUGAGGACAUUAAAAAGAAGAUAAAAGCUAUCAGUGAAGACGUGGAAUCCAAGGUGUCCAGUGCCAUGGGAGAGGAAAUCUGCCGUCUGCAUGUGAUUGUUGACGAGUUCCACUCUGACUUCCACCCUUCACCUCAUGUCCUCAAGAUUUACAAGUCUGAGCUGCUGUCUCAUGUGGAGGAGGGAAUGGGCAAGAACCUGGCCUUCCGCUGUUCGGCCGCCAUCAACGCCUCAGUUCAGUCCUCUCAGAAAUACAUGAUAGAGAGUAUGCUCCCUCUACUUCCCUCUUCGGUCAAGAGCCAAGUCCAUAUGCUGGUGCCCAGCAGGAAGUUUGACCUGAGUUACGACCUAAACUGUGCCACGCUUUGCAACGACUUUCAGGAGAACAUUGAGUUUCAGUUUUCGUUGGGCUUCGCAUCCUUAGUCCACCGAUUUCUGGGAUCUGCCAACGCAGAGAAAGCUCUCAGACUGGUGGAUUCGAGCUUCAAGACACCUCGACCGGCACUGCCUGCAGCCCAGACACCAUCUUCUGGACCCCCUUCCAUCGCAGCGCCGCCCAACGGCGAGACAGCUGUCAUGAGUCAAGAAGACCUGAUGGUGGCCAUGGCAACCAAUGUGGCAUCCCUUACUUCCCACACUUCGAUGGGCGUUAUCAUUGUUGGAGGAGUGGUGUGGAGAGCAGUUGGCUGGAAGCUGAUUGCUCUGUCUGGCUCACUCUAUGGCUUGCUGUACCUAUACGAGAGACUCACCUGGACCACGAAGGCAAAGGAGCGCACUCUGAAGCGCCAGUUUGUGGACUACGCAACAGAGAAACUGCAGCUUAUCAUCAGCUUUACUAGUGCAAACUGUAGCCACCAAGUCCAACAGGAGAUGGCUGCGACCUUUGCUCGGCUCUGUCAGCAGGUGGAUCAGACGCAGAAGGACCUGGAGGCAGAAAUCCGUCAGCUGACAGUCAAGAUAAAUCAGCUGGAGACCGUCCAGAGCCGCUCCAAGAGCCUGCGACAUAAAGCCACCGAGCUGGAGAAACAGUUGGAAGCGUUCACAAACCAGUACCUGCAGCCCCAGCAGUGAAAGCGCUCCUCUUCCUCACUUCACAGUUUGGCUCUAACCGAGCCGACCAUUCCUCAGUCUGGUGAGGCCUCACUACACCACCUCCUGAACUACACCACGGUUUCUGUGCAGUAAUCCUGGGAAGAGAUAAGUCAAUGAAAUGAUUGGUCAGUCACUUUAUAAUCAGUGAAAUAUCAGGCAAGACUACUAAACCUGAGAUAUUAAGACUUAUUUUCCUUUGGUUUCAUUUGUAUGAUUUAGUUUUCAUGAGUUAUUAUUUUACUUUUUGUUACACCAUGUCUCCUUUGGAUUCAGGUGAUUUUUCUUCUUCUCAAUAGCAGUUAAUUAUUAGUUUUUUUUAUAUAUUGUAGACUUGACAGAGCCGCCCCCCCCCAACCCCCCCAAUAGACAGUAUUGACCAAUGAACAGAGUGAAAAAUAUUUUCCCCUCAUUGUUAGUCAGUCAAGUGCUUCAGUUGCUUGAGUAUGACCUGUAAAACAAACACUCAAUGUGCAAAAGAAGGCUCCACUAGGUGGCGAUAUCAUUUUAGUCGGCAUGAAGGCUACUGGUUGGGUGCUACAUUUUGACACGAACGUGCUUCUAACUGUGAAUAUGCCUUUUUUUUUUGGAUUUUGUGGAGCAAAUGAAGUUUGUGUGUCUGUAAGAUUAUACAUGUAUCUGCACGGACCCAUGGUGUAUGUGUGCUGAAAAAAUAAAUAUAUUUAAUAGUAAAAGAAAACCAUUUGUUUUUCAUAAUGAACUUAAGAUAAAUCCAGCUAUAUGAGUAGGAAGGGAAAACAUCUUUUAGAGUACAGUAGCUUUAUGUUCUAUUUUCUAACAAUCCCAUACUGUACAGACUUUGGAAAUCCUGAUCUAUUUUAUACUAUCCCAUUUCAUUUCUACCCACUAGACUUACAACAGCAAUCACACCCGUCAGCACUUUUCAGAAAUUUUUUCCUUGAUCGUGUGUUGAAAUCUAUCUCGACUUGCCAGAUUGUAUUAAACACUCAGUGAUCAAAAGCCGA